Lodderomyces beijingensis is the source of this 3417-nucleotide messenger RNA. The record is from the annotation of a GenBank genome assembly. Lineage: Eukaryota; Fungi; Ascomycota; Pichiomycetes; Serinales; Debaryomycetaceae.
AUGUCGCAAAGCUCAAACGGUCAGUACAACUUGGCCAAGUUUGCAUUCAACAUCUACGGCACGCUAGGAACUUCGCAAUCGACCGAGUCGGGCUCAAAUAAUUCGUCUGUAAGCUCGAGAGCUUCGAAACAGCUGCUACAUUACCCUCCUCCUCCUCCUCCAGUUGCUACUCCAGCUGCUCCUGCCGCUGCGCUGGCAAUUGCACAGCGACUCACAUAUAGCUUCGAUCGAGAUGUCCAGGCCUUGGGACAACUAAACUGCGGGAUCCAAACUUCAAAUCACACCUCGGGCAACGAAAUAGUCCACCAUGCCGUGAUUGGUGGUAAAAACUACCUUCGUCUCCUUUGCUUGAGCCGCGACCAGCAACAGGUCUUGCAAGUGGUCAAUUUGCAAGAUACAAAGUCGCUCUACUACCGGUCUCUGAGCAAAUUGUGCAAUGUCAAUACCAUCAAAACCCGUCUGAACACCAUCGCGUGCGGCUUGUCGAACGGGGCCAUUUCCAUCUACAAAGUGUCGCCCUCGGGCAAAGGUAAGCUACAGGCAAUGUUGUCCGACCACAAGAGAACUAUCAACUCGCUAGAUUUCAUAGACUCCGAUAACGUGAUAGUCUCGGGGUCUCAAGAUGGAACUAUUAAAGUGUGGGACCUUCGAGCCGCGGAGAUGAAGCCCAUGUACACUUUUCAGCCGAAUUUGCACAACGACCCCAUUCGAGCGUGCCAAUACUCGCCUUACUCCUCAGUACGCAACAAGACAUGCAUAUUGUCGGUGCACGAUUCCGGAGCCUUGUGCAAAUUUGACCUCCGCUCCAAUUCGGGGAACAAUACCCCCGAGAGGAAAUGGAACUUACACACGGGACCCGUGCUAUCACUACAUAUACACCCGGAAAGAGAAUACGUGGCUACAGCGGGGAGAGACCACAAAAUUUGCAUUUUCAAUUUCAGCGACAAUCGAGCCGCGGGCAGAGCUGCGCCCGACACCAUCAUCAACACUUAUGGCUCGAUAUUGAAAGUACGGUGGAGCACCUACCCUAACUAUGACGACUCCUCUCGAAUGUUGGAGGAUUCAACCCACAAUUCACUAGCGAGCUAUGACCUCGCGUGCCUGUAUCUAAAUGACGAUCCAACAAUCACCAUUUUCAAUUUAAACAGGAAAUACGUCCCCAAGCAAGUCAUCAACUCUUAUACGCAAAAGGCAUUUUCCAAUUUCCUAUGGGCGCAAAAUGAAUUGCGUGGACGCAGAAUCUGGACCUUGAACAAGUCCAACCAGUUCCUGGCGUUCAACCUCGAUUCGAAUUUCGACUCUGAGAUCAAGCGGCCGCUCGAGGAUUUGGACACGAUGGGGAUGAGUUGGAAUGGCGAUGAUGAUUUCAUGAUGGUGAAUCAAGGCAGGGACGACUUUGAAGUCUCGGAGGAUAUCUCGGAGUUUGAAGAUAUUUUCCAAGAAACUGACAAACCUGGAAGCUUUGAUUAUAGCGAAAGUGAUUUCAGGUUUAUGAAUAGUGUGGGAGCCAACACCAACUCGUUUGAGAAGCCGCCGCUCGUGAGGUCAUAUACUCUGAACCCCAUGUCGCAAUUUGGCGUCAAAUCGCCGUCGCCAAUCUUACGACCUUCCAGUGGCAUCGAUGCUAAAUCUUCGUCGACUACUAGCUACGGCAAUGCAAACCGACCGAGACUCGUUAGGAAUCUGUCGCAGAGCACUCAGGAGUCGUCUUUGUCCUACGCGUCUGCUCCAAACAGCGCCAAUCUCGCGCGUAAGAGGCUCUCUAGAAGCUUUUCAUUGACAAUUUCACCCUAUGCCAUACCAGUUCAGUUGCCAUUCAACCAAGAGGAUGUUUUCAGAUUCUUGUCUACGGAGUAUUUGGUUGAUGUGCCUGAGGGGUUCAGCUUGAGUGGCACGUGCUCGAUCAACGCGCAAGCAGCAAGUCAGGUGAGCGCGAACCGCACUAGUCAAGUAUGGAGGCUUUUGAGCGUCGCGUUGGAAGAGGAGAUGACCACCGAUGCAGAAAUUGAGAUUGAUGAGCAUGCUAUAGAGGAUUUACCUGCGGGUGAGGAGGCAAAACGAGGAGGAGGAGAAGGAGAAGGAGAAGGAAUUGGAGAAGAAUAUGGAGGUGGAAAUGAAAAUGGAAAUGGAAAUGGAAGUGGAAAUGGAAGUGGAAAUGGAAACGGGUUGCGUCACGAUAGUUUUGAUGUCAAAUCGAUCCAGUCCGAUUUGGGCAAUGUUGUCGGCUCAUUCAAUUCAAACUCGACGCUGACCAACUACGGCCAGAAUGGACCCGGCUCGGCGAGUGGCCACAUGCGUAGCUCAGCGAGACACCGUGAUAGCUCGGUAACCAAUGUUGUGGACGUGGCUCUCCAUAGCAGGGCCAAUAGCAGAAGCAGACUAAACAGUAGGGCAAAUUCCUUUUCGCGUCUUUCCAAAAUGGAAAAGACCGACGAAAACGAAGAUGGUGUUGUUGAUGUUGUUGAUGAUAAUCAUAAUGAAAAACGUAAUAAUGAUGAUAAUGGUAAUGCUGCUGCUGCUGAUGCCAUAAGUCAGCAUUCACAGGCAAAACCUGUUGACAUCAAUAACCCGCAAAUAACCAGUCUCGAGCUUGAGAAUACAAACUUAAUGAAUUCGGUAUUUCUCAAAUCGAGCCCAACUUCAAUUGGGAUUGCCUCGAGCCGUUCUUUUUCAUCGUUGGCUUCUUCGCCCGUCCAUGGUCGAGGUGUCCUCCUAAACAAACCCGUUGCGUUGGAAGCUGAGAAAUUGCCUCAAGAAUUGCCAUUUCAGAGCUUAAAUUUGAAUUUGAAUACAAAUUUGAGUGCAAAUUUGAACAAAGUCACAGGUUCAAAAAUCCCAUCCAAGCCCGGAUUAACGCAGGCUCUUUACAAAUCUGCCCAAUCUGAAGUCUGGGGGUUCAAACCGUUGUUGAAAAAGGCAUUGGACUACGCCGUCAUUCAAGGGGAUAUCGCGUUCAUUGCCACUACUACUUUGCUAUUCUACGAUAUGGCCAAAGACGUGAUUGCAAAGCAGCAAUGCUUAGAAUGGCUUUCCCUAUACAUCGAGAUAUUGCAGCGUAAAGGAUUAUUCGUGAACGCGGCAAAAGUGCUCAACUCGGCUCCAAAAGACGUCAAGGAAAAACUCGCCUCGUUAUAUUCGGGAGAUGUGGUGAAAUUGGCCUGUUCGCUUUGCUCAAAGCUCUUGGUGAAUGAAAAAUCUAAACAUCAACGGAGUGGAGAGUUUGGGUUUUGGUAUUGCGAUGAGUGUCACCAAAGACAACUCAAUUGUGUUUAUUGUCACGAGCCAUGCAAAGGAUUGGUCGUUGCCAUCAGCCUCACGUGUGGACAUCGGGGCCAUUUCGGAUGUUUAAAAGAAUGGUUUAUCAAAGAGGGGAACCCCGAGUGUCCCGGUGGUUGCGACCUUCCCGUUGUUGCGUGA